This is a messenger RNA of Pocillopora meandrina, 28118 nucleotides long. Lineage: Eukaryota; Metazoa; Cnidaria; Anthozoa; Scleractinia; Pocilloporidae. The record is from the annotation of a GenBank genome assembly.
AUGAUGGGAUACCACGCUGUGGGCGGAUCGCUGAAACGAACAUGUCUGCAGAAUGGGAAAUGGAGUGGAACCAAGCUUCAGUGUGAAGGUAAAAAAGGGAUGAUUCCUUGAAUUGAGAAAUCUCAUUUCGUGUAUUUUUCUGGUAGCGGGGCUGACGUAGUUGUGAGAGGACUCACAUUACAUUCCACCACCGUGGCUUAGGUUCGAUUCCCCGACCCGGCGCAAAUGUGGAUUGAGUUUUUUGAUGGUUAUAAUCCUUGCUCCGAGGGUUCUUCUCCAGGUCCUCCGGUUUUCCUCACUCCGCAAAAACCAACAUUCCAAAUUCCUGGUCGACCUAAGAAAAUAACCUAUGACGCAUCUCUGUUAACAAACCACUUAUUUUUUAUUCUAGCUAUCACGUGCCCACCGUUUUCCAUUCAAUCAGAAGGACUAAUUAUCGGCCCGGCAUCCUGUACCAAUGCAACUGCUGUUCUAAAUUAUAACUCAGAGUGCUGGUUCUCCUGUAAGAAUGGAUAUCUACAGGGUGGGCCUGGAAUCAAGACUUGCAAUCAGAACAACGAUUGGUCUCCUCUAGGAAAUCCUUCUUGUAAAGGUUUGUCUUCAUUACCAAUUUUCUUUCAAAGGUGAACACAAUUUAACGACCUUCGACAAGACAUUUUAACCAACAUUGUGCAACAGCGCACUCAUAUCAGUUCCAGUGUUACGAGCUUGGAGUAAAGUAAAUGCCAAAGACGACAAAAAAGAGUCAUCCUUAAUUAUUGUGACUACAAUAAACAUGCAUACAACAUGCAAAUUUCAACAAAGGAGAAACAAACCUGUUUAUUGCUACUAUUCCUUUUUUUCGGGGGGCAGCAGUUUGUUGAAUACCCUCUCCAAUUAAAGGAAAAUCUUAAACCAUCGAGUUCCUCUAUGAUCAUUAAUCACUUUGAGAGUCGAGCAGCAUGCAAAACUGAAAUCAAACAGUUUUAUUUGAAUACCAACAACUGCAUUGCGAACAAAUAAUAUUCUUUUCAAGGAUCAAUAUCAGUAUCUGGGCAACUUCCCACCUACCACUCCUAACCCGACAUUAAGCCUAACUUGUCAUUAAUUGACUGUUGUUGAGUUUGGGGAGAGAUAGGUGGGCAGUUGCCCAGAUACUGACAUUGAUCCCAUUUCAAAAGCCAAUAGCCUUUCGGGGUCUAAUUCAAAAUUAACAUUUAGAAAUAACCUUGCACCGAACAAUUUCUUCAGAGUAAAUUUUGCCUAGAAACCUAAAAAACGGGAAAAUCUAUUAGCGACUAUAAAACUACUUGAUAGCACACUAGGCUAAACGGAGAGUUUUUUCAUAACUCUUGUGCAUUUAGUAGUUUUCUCCCUUUUUGAGGAAGCUACGUUAGCUCACCUGAAGUUGACUCCACGUGUUAUUCGAUACUCUAUUUUUAUAGUUGUCUCUCUCAAAUUUGUUUAUGUUUUAUUUUGAACUGUUUUUCAGAUGUUUCCGCGCCAGUCUUUGCAGACUGCCCCGCCAACAUUGUCAUCACUGCUGAUAGAGGUGAAACGUCAGCCCAAGUGACUUGGGUCCAUCCGACGUGUGCAGACAAUUCUGGCCUUGUUCCAAACAUUACACAGUUUGGAAAACAACCUGGGAACACAUUUUCCGCUGGGGAACACAAUAUACGAUACUUAGCAUCUGAUAGAUCAGGGAACAUUGCCGAAUGCAGAUUCAAGAUUUUUGUUCAAGGUAAAUGUUUCUCAAAAUGGGCAGAUGUCACAAUGAUCCCUGAUAUGGUUAAAAUUGUCAGCCCUGUGGUCUGUUAUGUGUUGAUAAUAACAAAAAUAUUAAAUUUAAAAAGCUGAGAAAAGAGAGAAAGUAUCACUUUAAUCGUUCCAGUAAACCCCAGUUUUAAGACACCUACCCCUUUUUUUACCUUAACCACUCGGCAGAAAAAUGCCAAGUGGGAAAAAAUUUACUUACUAGCAGGGGAAAUUUUAAUUAUGUAAAUGUGAAAGAGUGGGACUUUUUUUACGUUGAGAGUAUAUUUAAACAGGAUAAAUUGAAUGUAGUAAUACUUUAAAUCUAUGAGAAAAAAGGAAGGCACGCAAUAAAGGCGACAGACUGGGCGCACGUCUCGAUAUUAUCUUUGUGUUCGCGCCUGCCCUUCUUUCUACCCUACGCUGUUUGUUUGUUUCUUUUAGUUUUGCGGUGCUCACCUAAACUACAAGCUCCAGUGGGAGGAGGCUCGCUUUGCACCAAGGGUAAUCAGUAUGGAUCCAAAUGUUCCUUCGCUUGUCACAUUGGACACAAGAUGAUAGGCUCUGCCCUCCGGGUUUGUGAGAAGGACCCGGUGACUUCUUUAGGUUUCUGGACAGGAAACGAGACAAAAUGUGAUUGUAAGUCAAAUUCCAAAGUUAUAUUUCUUUCCGUUCGCUUUACUCCCUUCCCCCAUCCCAAGAAAAUGGCCACUUUCUUAAAAUGGUCGGAACAUUUUUUUUCUACCACAUAACUUUGCAAAAUCACGUUUGCAAAAAGCACGUUGAAAGUUGAACCGAAUCAUCUAUAGUCCAAGAAAUUUAGAUAUAAAAAAGUCACAAAGUUUACUCUGACCAUAUACUUUUUUUAGUGAUCAGGUGCCCGCGUCUAAUUCCUCCCGACCACAGUACACAAUAUGGAUGUUCGCGUGGCUCUGUGGAUAACACUUAUGGUGACAAAUGUUUGUUGUACUGUGACGUCGGGUACCAGCGUGUAAAUGGUUCCACCGAGAGAAUCUGUCAAGCUAAUGGUACAUGGUCUGGAGAAGAGCCCUUCUGUGAAGGUAAGGGUGUGGAGGGGGGGGGGACAUGAGGGGCAGUGCAAAUUGAUAAAUUCACAUGAUUUAAUUUGAUUUAUAAGAACAUUGACAGAUGUUUAAAAAAAAGCUUUUGUUUGUCUCGUGCGCUUUAAUCGAUUAAUUCUGCUAUGGAAACAAAACCAUUCCGCUAUCAGUAAUCAUGCCAACAAAAAAAGAUAAAUAGCCAAAAUAUAAUAAGCAAACAAUUAAUUUUUAUCCUUUUGCUCAUUUUUCUCAUUUUAUUUUAUUUAUCAAUAGAGAGACAGUGUCCUCCGUAUCGUAAUUGAAGCGAUUACAAGGUCUCUCAAAUCUCUCAAACAAGAUAACUCACUCCAUAAUUCUAUUUGUCAUACAUGAAAACCAGAGCGGUUUAUAAACAGCAAAGUUCUGAUGUUAUUUUCUAGUAUUGAAAAUGAUGUUGACUUGCUGAGUAUUCUUCUCCUAGCUGUCCGCUGUAAGUCUUUACAAGCUCCAAAGGAUGGCGAUAUCUCUCCAAGUUCUUGCACAUCGUCUCCGGAGUACGACACCACUUGUCUUUUCUCUUGCCGAAAAGGCUACAGACUGCAUGGAGAACCAAUAGCAACUUGCCUUGGAGAUGGAAGAUGGUCAAGAAACGCCACUGCAAUGUGCAGAGGUUAGAUAGCAAGAUCAUGGAAAACUUUGGCUUAGAUAAUACUACAAGUUGUGAUCUUUUUAGGUGCUCUCAAAUAUGUAUAAAAAAAACCAAUCACAACAACAACGAUAACAACAACAAAAAAAUAUGCCAAAAAAAGAGGGGAGAAGGUCAGCGCUCAAAAAUUAUUUUUAAUUUUAAUUUAAUUCUAUCUGCAGACGUGGAAAGCCCUUCGUUUGGCUUUACCUGCCCAAGCGAUAUUAACUCGUACGCAGACAAGGAAAGAAAUUACACGCAAGUGUCCUGGCCUCCUGUUAUUGCCACUGACAACUCUGGUCUGGCACCGACUGUGACUUCGAGAGGUGUGCAAGUCAUAUACUAUAAUGGGAAGCACGAGGUCACUUACAACGCCUCUGAUGUAGCAGGAAAUUUCAAGAUCUGCAAGUUUCACAUCACCGUUGAAAGUAAGCUAUUUUAAGCUUUCCCGUGUGAUAGUAGAGUCCUAGAAAAAUAGUGAGCGAUCUUGAUGUAUCAUCGUCAAUUUUUUUUUUCAACAAACUGAAACGCAGUAAGACAGUAUUGAUAGCAAAUGGUUUAUGAUAUGAUUGCUUCCCAACAAGUCGAACACAGACUUGAAGACAGAUUGAUUUGUUAUUGGCUUGAUUGCAGUAGCAUCAGAAAGAUAAUGUAAUAUAAAUCAUGUUUAUAAAAUCUAUUAGGUUGAACAAUUUAACUGAGAGUUUGUGAAUAAUUCUUCCUUUUGAGAAAAGUGUUUUCUCUUCCAAAGGGUAACAUAUGAAUUUUAUCAGCGUUUACCAAGGAAUCUCUCUGAUAUUUAUGUUAUUUAGUAGAAAUACUAACUUUACUGAGAUUAAUGAGCAAUUGUUUAAACUACCCUUAACGCUCACUUUUGUCUUUUGUUUCAAAAGGAAAUGAUUGGGUGAUAUGUUUUGUUUUCAACCUUGGUUACCGGGUACAAAUUAUAUGUUAAUUUUGAAUGCAUUCCCAUCCGUUUCCUGCUCCAAUAACAAUAGAUAAUCGUAUGUAAAUUGAGGAUAUGCCCAAAACCAAACAAUCUAUAUUACAUUCCCUUAUAUUUUUUCAUUUUUCCAGUCUUUAGAUGUCAGACACUGUUACCUCCGCUGGAAGGAUCCUUUUUGGGAGAUUGUGACAACAUUUAUGGUUCGACGUGCAAAGUGGUUUGUAAAGAUGGUUACAACCUGGAUGGGUCUAGCGUCCUCACUUGCCUCAGGAAACCAGGUCACAUAACAGGAUACUGGAACGGUUCUUUCCCAGUCUGCCAGGGUAAAUGAUAAGCGUAUUCUGUUAUAUGAGAAAAAGGUUAUUACGUUUUAUUGAUAUUGUUCCAAUGAACAUCAAAUGAGUAUCAGAUAUCAAAGUGGACAGAGACAAUCCUUUUAAAUAUGACGGAAGACUGACUACACCUCGGAUUAUGCAGCGUUAAUCGUUUUCAGUUUUGGGCACAGCAACCUUAGCACAACAAAUAAAAGGAUAAAAUCUUCCAACGAUGUACUUUUUUAAUUGCAUCAGAGUGUCGUUAGUAACUUAUUAAUAUUGGCCGAAGCACUGCCUUUCAAAAGCAGAACAAAUAAUGCUGCAUAAAAUUUAAAAACAUUCAGUUUGUUAAAUGAAAACUUUCUCGAAAAUUAAUGCUUUUCAGUAAUUAUGGAGUUACGCCGAAUCAAUCAAAGUUAAAUAAAAUGAAACCAAAGAGGUCAAAUGGAAUCUACUGAGAAAGAGAAUAUUUAUCUAAAUACAAUGAAAUGCGUAGAGUGAACGAACAUUAAGAUGAAAUACUCCAAAUUUAACCCACAAUGUUUUCAAAUGUUAUAAUGUCCCUAAUUAUUGAUUUUUCUCUACUAUUUUAUCCGAAAAACAUGUAAUAAAUUCCAAAAUAUCAUUUGCGUUGAUCGUAGUACGGAGAUGUCCUUCUCUGAGUUCUCCAAGGUACGGCUUUAUUUACCCCCGAAUGUGCAAGUCGUCUCCAGUCAGCGGUACAGCCUGCUACUUCGAAUGCAGGAAUGGUUUCCUUGAAAAUGGUGGAGAAACUGUGGUCUAUUGUGAGAACGAUGGAAAAUGGAGCAAAAACAUAUCUUCGAUAUUAAAAUGUCUUGGUAAGCUACUUAGAUUUUUGGUUGAGGAACUGCCGUGGCGCCAUUGCCAUAACUGAUCUUGCUUUACCCUGAGUUGAUUGGUAGAAUUUAUUGAAUCUGGCUUAGUGUGUGUAGGAGACUUAACAAAUAGAUUCCAUUUUGCCAUGUGAUAUUUCAUUAAUAGAUCACCGACGAAGUAAAAAUGCGAUAAUAGUUUUUUUGAUUGUUGAAAAAGCAAAACGUUGUUGAUAGUGAAGCCAAAAUAAAAUAUUCGUCCGUCCCUAAAAUAGAUCAUAAAAAAUAACCAAUAAAACUGUGGAUAGGAUACAGUUGAUCAUAUAAUUCGGAAGAGAUCACACUGAUAUGUCAUUUACCUGUUGCCAAAUGUUAGUCUUCUGUUGCUUAUUUUUGCAGAUGUGUCACCGCCUGUAUUCAAGAAUUGUCCCUCAGACAUUCGUGUAAACCUCGGCACAAAUUCAACAGCCGUGGCAAAUUGGACUGCUCCAAUUGCAUUAGACGACAGCAACGUGGAACCUCAAGUAACAGUCUUCCCUGAUGGGAUUAAGCCGCCUCACGUAAUCAAUAAGACACUUAUGGUUGAGUACACGGCCAAGGAUCCAAGUGGCAAUGCAGAUAAAUGCUCUUUUAAAAUAAUUCCAGAAGGUAAACAGUGUCCUGAAUAAUGCUGCAAUUAAAUUAAGAAAUUUUUUACUUGUGUGUAUUUAGUAUUUUCGUGGUUUUAUUGGCUUUCAGAGAGUUCUUGCAGCUGUUAACGAUAAUAUUGCUUCAAGAAAAAUGUUAAUUUCAUUGCCUUGGUCCUCUGCUCACAACCCUAUUCAAUGUGUUUGGAAUUAAAAUCUUUUGUACUGCCCACCAGAAACCUCCACUAUAGAAUCAAGAAUAUCAAACCGCUACAUCCGUAUAAUCGUAUUAUGCAGAUCGUCUCGUUCCCACUGUAGGACUCUUUACGUAACCCAUGAAAGUAAAAGGUUAAUAUGUGGUUUUAUGUUCAAUUCCCUAGAUAAUUCGGGCCCUGUGGUCGUUUUCUGCCCUCCAAGUCAAGUUAUCAUAUCGGAAAAACGAAAAAUAAGCGUUACAUGGCCAGAGCCACAGUUUAAAGACAACAGUAACAGCCCGCUGCAAAUAACGUGCAGUCAAAAAAGUGGUACUGUCUUCUACUGGGGAAGCUAUACAGUACACUGUAUGGCAUAUGAUAACAACCCCAACAACAAGCCAGCAGUCUGUAAAUUUGACCUCACAAUAAGACGUAAGUACCAAAUAUGAUUCCUCGCAAGUGCUGUCGGUAUACAAUACUUUUUACCUUAAAGCUCCUAGUUACUUGAAGAACGUUUCUGUUUUCACAAAACACUUCCUCAAUGGCAUCGGCUUGAUAAUUAAAAAUCCUCGUGUUCACUCUCUUUGUGACUCCAGGUUAAAAAACUAAUAAUUAUAACAUUUUAAGUUAUGGUUAGGUAUUUUCAUGAUUCCCUCAUACUAUAGAUUAGCAAACAAUGCGAGCACUUUCGGUAACUCUUGGAAGAAGAAAAACGUGCAAACUUCGCUAUGUUUAGAUUUGAUUGGAAAAGAACAAAUACUCAGAGAAAACUGAAAAUUUAUGCAGUUUAUACAGUUUAUUUUAUCAUUAUCAGUAACCUGUCUGGUUAAAGAUCAAACACAUUUCUUAGAAACCUAAAAUACUCUCUUAAGAGAGAACUUGGAGUCAAAAGCAUGAUAUUGCAAGGCUUUAUGUAACUUCCAAACAAUUCCCAUUACGGGAUACGAACUACUGUCCAAAAACUACCAACAUCAAAUCGCUCAAGUUUUCUUUUUAUUAGUUAAAAAAGCCUUUUUUCUUGGGCCGUACUUGCCACCAAAAGAUGAAAAAAAGAAAAAAGAAAGAAAGUUAAUAAACAAUAAGUAACUGUCCAUUUCCUUUCCCAGCAAAAAAAUGCAAUGAAAUGAAAUCUCCGAUCAACGGUGGCGCCGCUUGUGAUGACUGGAUGUUGGGAAGGAUGUGCACACCGUUUUGUAAUAGUAAAUUUGAUUUUAGCAAGCCUUUGUCGAACAGCGUUUGGAGUUGUGGAGGAUCUGGGACCUGGACUCCUGGAUAUCGUUGGCCAGAUUGCACAAGUAAGCAGCAUAUGCUAAAAAAAAUUUAAAAAAAAAUUAAUUAAAAAAAAAAAAGGAAAAGCCGAAUAUAAUCCAAAAGAACUUAUGGAGCAGCUCACAGUAACUGCAAACUAAAUAUUCUCCGAAAGUCUGAUAUGGAGAAAUAAACAUAUAGUUGGGGCUCGUGGGUACUUUGGUAGUGCCAUUAUAACUUAUAUUGGCCUGCAUUAGUCCACAUAACACUCCAAAGAGGGAAGAACGUUGUCUCUGACUAGAAAAGUGAUUCGUUUGCGUAAAUGACAGGAGCAAACCAAUUAUCGCUCGUCAUUCCUUGAAAGGACCGGAUAUACUAACACUAGUAGAAUUUUACCGUUCUAUCUGCAAUCCCUUCAUCAAAGUGCCGACGUUUCGGGCGUUAGCCCUUCGUGAAAGCGAACGCACGAAACAUCAGCUUUUGAACUCUUUACGGUGGGCAAGGUACGUUAUCAAUACAUUUGAUAAUUCUAAAUUACCGAAUAUGUGUUACAAUUUGUCUCAAACAAGUAUUCCGACGAACAGAGUGCCAUUCGUUGUGUAAUGGUUUGUUUCUUAAACCUUUGCAGAAAAAUCUCAUCCCAAUAGAGUAAGAAUGGCAAUGGACUUACACUACUAUAAUGGAGAUUGUAGCACAAACGAAACCCAGACUCAAAUAAAGGAACUCUUUAUAAAGAUUAUCAACACGUCUGCUUUCCGUGAAGCCUGUCAAGAUCCAUCUUUCAGAGAUAAGUGUAAAGCUGAGAAUGUUGUGGUCACGUGCGGGGAGGUCGACGAGUCUGUUGCUGAUAGAAAAAGGCGUUCGACAGGUAAGAUAUAUGGAACUCUUUCAGGAAGGCGCUUUUAAAUUUUGUUCUUUUGUAUGAUGUUUACCUUAUCAUCAUGCAUAACAACGAUGACAUUGUCACUCUUAAAGGAGGCCUAGAAAGCCUAUUUGAAUGCACGUUACUAUGCCAACCAUAUCGUAAGGCGAAAGAUCAUCGAGGUAAAUUCAAAAGAUGUUGAGAGAUUUCUUCGAAUUUUUGUCAAAAUCCAUGAUAAUCUCUGCAGAAUAGGAUCCUUUGGGAAUGAAAAAAGCUUUCAUGGGGAGAUAUGAUCAAGAUCCUACAAAUCAGAUUGUGUCUUUAUUCUGAGAAUCGAAAAGUGGGAAUUACCACUCAUCGUUCGGUUGGCGCAAACUUGGCUUCUAGCAAUCAAAAGAAGAUUAUCUAAGAUAUUUUUAAAGCUUAUCGGCGAUUUUCUUCAGUUUGAAACUUGUGGUCGAGCAUCUGUAGGAGACAGGAACAUACAUCUUUUACAAAUAAUUCUUUUAGAGAGAUGCAUAUUUUAUUUAAUAUAUCUACUAAGUCAAAAGGAGCUUGAAAGCAUAUUAAGUUGUGAAAUCAACAGGUGAUGGAGAGCAUUUCAGAAGAAGGCGAUCUGUUCCACAAACAACAGUCACUCUCGAGAUCAUUGGUAAGUCCAUAGACGUUAUUCACCAACAAUAUUCCACUGAGGCAUAUGCAAAUUUUUAUGUAUUAUAUCAAAUCAUGUUGUGUGACACAUUGUGAUAUAAUAUGAUGUGAUAUAAUGUUAUAUCCGAUGUGAUGUGAUAAGUUGUGAUGCGGAGAAUGGUGUAAUGACAUGUGAUGUGAUUUCAUGUGACAUGAAGUGAUGUAAUGCGAUGUACGAGGUGCCGUGAUGAUACGUGAUGUGAUGUGCCAUGAUAUGAUGUAAUUUGAAAUGCUAUGUGACAUGACGUGAUUAAAUGUGAUGCGGUGUAAUGUUAUGUCCGAUGCAAUAUGGUGACAUGUGAUAUGGAGAAUGAUGUUAUGAGAUGUGAUUUGAUUUGAUAUGACAUGAUGUGAUGCAAUGUGCUGUUGUGAUGUGUUGCACGAGGUGACGUGAUAAGAUGUGAUAUGGUGUGAAGAAUGGUGUAAUGUGAUGUGAUGCAAUGUAAUGCGACGUGCGAUAUGACGUGAUGUGAUGUGUGCAUGCAAUGCGACCAUUUUUUAAGAUCGCUAAUAUCAUGUGAAACGCAUAUGAACAGGGGCGUAGCUAACCCAUAGUCCUGUGGUCUUGGGCUUGCAAAUAUUUUUCUGUCGGCUUGACUUUUAGAAUAUCACUCUUUCAAAUUUUGAAACAAAAUUGAAGUUCCAAUCAGUUUUCAGGCAUAAAACAAGUCGAAAAGCAGGCCAAGGGUGUUGGAUGGUAAAAUGCCGCAUGGGGCUUGUCGAUUUUUUUACAUAUUCCCUCCACAGCGACAGAACCCGUAACAAUUACAGACCUCGUUAGGGUAGUUUCUGAACAGUUUCAUGUCUGCUAAAAAUUACGAGUGAGGGAGGGGUCGAUUAUUUAUUUAGUUUGGUUUUUCACGCUGAUGUGAUUUAGGGUUUUAUGAGUGGAAGAAUGCUAAGUAAUUUGAAUAUUUUAUCUCUCGCAGUUGAGCUUGAUGGAAUUGAAGGAAACGACACCAGCGAAGAUUACAUAAUGAUUGGAGAGGAAGGAAUGAAAGUUGCCCACAAUAUUAGCAAUCUGAUUAAACAAGCAGCUCAAAAUGGCAGCCUUCGGUUCUCAGUCAAUAGCUCAGAGUUUGUCCCUGACAUAAAAACGCUCAACAUCUCCGACCCUCAGCAGCUUUGUUAUACUGGGCAGAUUUACAGGAAUGGAUAUUGUCGUAAGUCUCGUGCGAUUAUAAUAUGGUAUCAUUUAAUGUUUCAGUUGGGGACUUUGACACAAUUACCAAGGCCUGAGAAGUUAACUAAAAGUUAUAACAAUCUGAAUUUAUCAAUUGAGUUGAUAAAGUAAAUUGGCCAUCAUAAAGAUUUUAAAAGCUGAGGUUGCAAGCGAUAGCCCUUCGCCAAUCCCUCUGACGAAGGACUAACGGUCUAAAUAAAUCUUGUAAAAUCAAAUUAUCUUGUAAUAAUCCCCAAAGAAGCAGCACCUUAAUUUCCCCGGGAACGUAUCACCUUUAUUCAUCUAAAAGUUAUGAUGAUAACUUGUGCUCAAAUUUCACCUUUGCUUGAUAAUACCUUGAGAUGUUGUGUUUUACCAGAGAUGAUUGCCUUCAGCGUAAGAUAUUAGAGUUUGUUAAAAAGCCCAUCAUUGUUUGUUACUGGAUUCUAUAAAUGAACGAACAACCCUCUUACUGUGUAAUUCCAUUGAUGAUGGGAAAAGAUUCCAAUCUAUGACGUCAUACUUUCGUCUCUCAGUUAACUGUAGCUCUGGAACGUUUUUGAACCAAACGACUGCAAAAUGCCAAGAUUGUCCUCACGGAACAUAUCAGGACUCUGAAGGAGAACAACAAUGUUUGUCCUGCCCAUCAGGAACCUCCACUGUAGAAUCGAGGACAGCAAACCGCUCCAGUUGUUUUGGUAAUCAUUAAUUGUUCUUUUUAAGAGCCGCCCUAAGAUGUUGGUAUUCAAAUCUGCAGUUUAGUUUGUUAAUAUCAACUAGGACCAAAAUAGCAGCGACUAACCUGAGAAGAAUCACAUGUCUCGGUCAAGGCAGUCAUCAGAUACUUAAUAGCAUCUCUCGUAAGUCUCGUUCACAAAUUGAGGUGUCAAUAGUGGCAUUCCAUCGCAGAGGGUUUCUCAACAGCCUGCUAACGAGUUACAUCAGUGCAAUAGAAGAAAGUUCUAAACAAUUAUUAGAUAAGGUUUUUGUGAUAUCCAGAGUAAUCAAGGUCGAGGACGGGGGUUAUCAGCCGAAGCCGAAGGCUCAGGCUAACAACCCUUGCCGCUAUCAUUUAAGUUUGUUGUGCGCUAUCGUUUAAAUUUGUUGAUUUUCUUCAUUUCUUCACAAGCGGUCGCAGCUCUAUUUCAAAUUAACUACCAGGGUGACUUUGAUCAUGGCUCCUUUCAGUUUUCAUUAUUUUUUUUUAGAAUGAUUGAACUUUGAGCAAGCACACAACUUUUAACACUUUUGCUUGCGCCGUUUAAUGUGUAUUUGUCGAUUGAUCUGAUUCAAUUCAGCAGGUUCCCAGUGCCUUCAGGGAAUUCUAUGUAAAUUUAUAACGGCGUUUGAUAUAAACUGUUAGGCUUAAUUUCAAGUGUUAAUAUUACUGAUAAUUACAGGAAUGGUUAUAUCAUAUGAUGGCAAGAAAUAUCAAUAUUAUCAUUAUCAUUAAUUGCUUCAAUUUUUCGUUAAGCCUAUUGCAAAGCUGGUACCUACUCCCCUACGGGUCUUGAACCAUGUUUCCCAUGCGACAAGGGCUCUUACCAAAACAAGAAUGGGCAGAAAAAUUGCUUGCCAUGCGCAGCAAACCAGACGACGUCAUCUGAAGGUUCCAAUGGCUCUUUGCUGUGUGGAGGUAUUUCUAAGAAGUGAUUGAUUUGUGUGUGCUGAUUCAAGAUUUCUGUAAUGUUAUCGCUUUAGAUGGAAUUCUAUGUUUCAACCUAAAUGCUUGCCUUAAGAUUUUUCAUUGUAAAAUCAACUAAUUUUACGGUGAUUAUUUCGCAGAAUUCUUUCGCCAGAGGACUGAUUUUAUGGUUUAAUUUUGCCGCAGGUUAUAAACCUUGGUUACCCUGAUCAAGCUCUUUUUGGGCAGAAAGUGCUCCAUCUUCCACUCACAUCUUUUUCUUUUACUCCUGAUCAUAAAAGUUGGAAACGGUGUCAUAAAAAUGCUGCAUCUUUUUUAUUAACCCAGGUGUCUUGCAAUCCCCAUUCUCAGUUAUCUCUCGCGAAUCUUAAGUUUCUUUCAAUUCUCCAGAAAUCCCCUUCUCUUUUGAGUACAUCCACCCUACCGGAUAGAGUGCUACCUCCAUAACUUAACGACCUGAACCAAGGUAACGGUCAUCAAAAUCUCACCGAAUCAUUUAUGUUCACUUCCCUCUCACAGAACCUUGCCACCCUGGCUCGUUUUCCCCCAGUGGAUUGGCACCGUGCUCUUUAUGCGACCAGCGUUCUUUCCAGCCGCGUAAUGAAAGUCGGAUUUGUUUUCCAUGCCCAGGAACCACUAUAACAGUAUCUCCCGGAUCAAAGACCGCACAAGAUUGCAUAGGUGAGAUGACAUAAGAGGAAUCAGGUUUCUGUAUUUUUUUAAUCAUUUUAACCUACAAAAUUGAAGAUUACACGCGAUUAAUAAUGGUAAAAGGAGCGAGUGAAGUCCAUUCGGUUUGUAAUCGUACGAGUGAUUUACAAAAGAAGUUGGAAGCCGAAAGAGGUGAUGCGGCUUAGCGAAAAUUGAAAUAAUUUAUGGAUCAAGAUGCCAACACCCGUUUACCAUUAUGAAAAGAGGCAAAUUGUGUAAAUAAUAUAUAAAGACAUGUUUAAUACCUCUCUCAUAGAAGCAAAUAAUUAGAAAAACUAGAUAUAAAAUAUUAAUUCUUUCAAGACAAAACUUUAUCGCUAGAAAUUAACAGACAUGUACCUGAAAAAACUUACAAAAAAAAAUUAUGAUCUACUCAUGCUACUUGAAAAGUUUUUUUCAAAAUUAAGUAAUUUCUGUUUCCUUUUGCUUGUCAUGUUUCCAUAGAAAUCAACGAAUGCGAAUCAGACCCUUGUAACAAUAAUUCAACAUGUACAGACCUCAUCGGUGACUACCUGUGCUCUUGUACCUCCGGUUACACUGGAAAGCAGUGUGAGACCAACAUUGAUGAGUGUCAAGACCAACCUUGUUUCCAUAACGGCACAUGCCACGACCUUCUUAACAAUUACACCUGCAAUUGCACGCAAGGUUUCCGUGGAAUUAACUGCGAAAAGGAUAUCAACGAAUGUGAUUCGUCACCAUGCGCCAACAAUGCUUCCUGCCAGGAUCUCCUCGGAGGAUUCAAAUGCCAGUGUGAACCUGGUUACACUGGCAAGCUCUGCGAUACUGAUAUCGAUGAUUGUCUUAUUUCCCCUUGUCAGAAUGGAGCUACUUGCCGAGACGGCAUCAAUAACUACGAAUGUGUCUGUGCUCUAGGAUACCAAGGGGACAACUGUCAAGAGAAUAUUGAUGACUGUGCAAGCAAUUCUUGUCAGAACGGAGGCCAAUGCCUCGACGGUAUUGGCAGCUAUCUGUGUAUUUGUCCAAAGGGAUUUACUGGUAGUAUUUGUGAGAUAGACAUUAACGAAUGUGUGACAGCAGACUGCAAAAACAACGCUACUUGUAUUGACGAGAUAGACGGAUACUUUUGCCAGUGCGAGAAAGGAUUUUCUGGAAAGACGUGCGAGAUUGAAAUUGACGAGUGUUUCUCCAAUCCAUGCAAGAACCAAGCGCAAUGCAUGGAUAUGAUUAAUGGGUAUACAUGUGACUGUCAAGAUGGUUUCGAUGGUUUGCAUUGUGAGAACAACAUCGACGACUGUGCUUCAAUUCCUUGCUCAAACAAUGGCAUCUGUCGCGAUGGUAUUAACAAUUUCACCUGCGUAUGUCCGUCUGGUUUUACGGGUGCGCUGUGCAACGUGGACAUUGACUAUUGCACCUCCAAGCCUUGCUAUAAUAACGGUUCAUGUUUUGAUGACAACACGUCUUUUAAGUGCCAGUGUCCCGAUGGUUUUGAAGGGGAGCACUGCGAAAUCAAUGUGGACGAUUGCAAAAAUUCUACCUGCAUGAACAACAGCACUUGCAUUGACGGCAUAGAUGAGUAUGAAUGCGCAUGUUCUGAAGGUUUCGUUGGCAUCAGCUGCAAAAUAAAUGUUGAUGACUGUGCGGGAAACCCAUGCGUCAACGAAGGAACAUGCACAGACCUGAUAAACGACUACCAAUGCAACUGCAAGUUGGGUUACACAGGGAAAAACUGCAGUGUGGACAUCGACGAAUGCACAAGUUCUCCUUGUAACAACAAUGCUACGUGCAUCGACCAGGUGCAUAGUUACACCUGCCUCUGUAAUGUUGGAUUCAGUGGAUCCCAUUGUGAAGUUGAUGUAGACGAGUGUGGAGCAAACUAUUGUAGUAAUGGAUCCACCUGUAUAGACGACGUAAACGGUUAUAGCUGUAAAUGUGCUCCAGGCUUCUCUGGUGACGAUUGUAGCACGGAGAUUGACGAAUGUGCAUCUUUUCCAUGUGACUAUGGUGGGACAUGUUAUGAUCAGGUACUUCACGACACAUUAUAUGACUUGGUUCCGUUGAGCUAUACAUAUACGAAUUCAAUACGAUCUCCGGACACAGCAUCAUACAAUACACACAAAAAUAACAUAGGAUACGUAGUAAAUUCACAAUUUUUUUCACCGAGGAAAGAUGUUCCCCGUGGUUAAGUAACCGCUGUUCUUUAUCUUGAUCGGUUAAUGGAAAUCAGUAAUCUUUUAUCAAAUUAAUGUUUAAAGGUUUGAAUUUUAUACUUCUCAGGUUAAUGGCUUCCUAUGUUUCUGCAAACCUGGAUUUACAGGCCAUCGGUGUGAUGUGAAUAUAGAUGAAUGCGUCUCCAGUCCAUGUCAAAACAAUGGCACGUGCAUGGAUCGUGUGGCAAACUUCUCUUGCCAGUGUCCAGUAGGAUUUAAUGGAUCCCAGUGUGAAAACGCCAUUGACUAUUGUUCCGACUCGGGUAAUUGCACUGUAAAUGGGCAAUGUGUAAAUUCUCGAACAGAUUUCUAUUGCAACUGCAGCAGUGGGUAUUUCGGGAAAUACUGCGAGUUUGAAAUCGACGAAUGCUUGGCAAAACCCUGUUUCAACAACGCUACCUGCCGUGACGCCAUUGGUGACUUCUCUUGCUCCUGUUUAGACGGAUACACAGGGAAGCUCUGUGAACUGAACAUUGAUGAUUGUAGGAACAAUUCUUGUCAGAACAACGCGACUUGUGUUGACCGUACCCUUGGGUAUUCCUGUCUCUGUGCCGAAGGUUACAAUGGGACCCACUGCCAAACAGAAAUCAAUGAAUGCGAAUCCAAUCCAUGUUUAAACAAUGGCUCAUGCAUUGACCUGACUCCUGGGUACAAGUGCGACUGCUUUGACAAAUUCAUUGGGGAAAACUGUGAAAACUUGACGGAUCUCUGUUUAUCUGCGCCUUGUCGAAAUGGAGGUAGAUGCAAAACUGAAAGCGCUGGGGAAUACUUCUCCUGUACGUGUCCAGCUGGUUUUACAGGAAAAACUUGCGAAGUUAACAUCGAUGACUGCGUUUCGAGUCCCUGUAUGCCAAACUCCUAUUGUCAAGACCAGGUUAACGGGUAUGCAUGUGAAUGCUUCCCUUCUUUCAUGGGAGAUCGCUGUGAUAUCUGUGAGUAUCAAUCAUCGCUAUAUUGUUGUGUGGUUACUGUUUUAUAAGACGAUUAAUGCAGAAACAUCAAGGUAAAGCAAACCAAAAGAAGUAAUGUAAGUAAGCAAUUCUGAAAAAAAAAGAAAGGUUUUAUUCAAAAUCAAAUCAAAUCUUAUUUAUAGUGCCAUACGAAAUAUCAAUUUGGGGUGUUCAGAACAUGUAACUUUCUCUCCGCUGCCGAAUAGUUAAAACGGAAAUAUAUAUACAUAUGUUAAGUUCAUCAAAACAGGAUUUAAGGGGUUAAAACGUAGAGCCCUUUCCCAAGUGACAGUUACUCGAUACAGGUUGACGUUCAAUAGAUCGAACGUGUUUGAAUAAACGUGAAGAAAUCUCUCCUCUUAAUUAUUUUUCAAACAUAUAUGUCUUAUUCUCAAACUGAGCUUUACGUUUCAGUUCUGGGAAGCAACUUUGAUCUGAAAUUUUCGCGUAAAAGUAAGGACGACAUGGUUCUUCUGUCAGACGGUAAAAGUAUUCCGAGCAUGAGGUCGUUUACAAUCGCCCUAUUUGUCCGUGUGGACUCGCGAUUCAAGUCAGGGACAUUGUUUAGUUAUAGUGUUCCCCAGCAGUCGCAGGACAUCAUAGUACUAUCGUUUACAGAGUCUGAAAUCCUCCUGGAAAUCAAAGAUAAAGUAAUAAAGACGAGUUUCAGCCUGCUGGAUGAUCGUUGGCAUUACGUGGGAGUUGUUUGGAAUGGAAUCACUGGAGAUACUUUUGUGUACGUGGAUGGACCAGAGAGAGAACAUUCCAAGGAUGUAAACACCGGAAGUAUUAUAAUGGGAGGUGGUUGGAUCGUACUGGGGCAGCGAUAUCUCGCAGAGGGACAGAAUCCGACUGAAUCGACGGCUUUCGUGGGCACUCUGCACCAAGUUAGCCUAUGGGAUGUGCUAGCAUCAGCAGACCACAUGUGGAAUGCUGCACACAACUGCACCUGGCCUAUCGCAGGAAGUGUGCGAGCAUGGAGCAGCUUCCUGCUUGGGAUAAAAGGAGAAGUAGAGAAGAGGUUUAUGACGCAAUGUAAAGGUAUGCAGUCUGCUAAACAUUCAAAAUUUGCUAGACACGCUUUUGUACACAAAGCUCUGGAUCCCGAGGCCAAAGUUCGAUACUCGACCGGGGUCAAUGUUUUUCUUUAGUAAGGCACCUCCUUCUCGCAAUGCCUCUCUACACAUAGAAGCUUAAGCCGAAUUUUCAGGAAAACCUGAUGAAAAGCAAGGGGAAAUGGCUCACGUUAUUAACUCAGUAGAUAAUGCUAAAAUACUAAAUACCUUAUGCGGUUUACUAAAUUAUUAAAGAAUAAUUUGAAAAACAAAAGUUGACAAGAAAUGGUAGGAGCAGACUAACUUGGUACUAGUUGUUAGAAAAAAGGUUAUUAGAACAAGUCUAAAUGUUUGUCUCGAGCUUAGUAAGCUAAAUACCUACUCCAGUCCAAAUACAGAAAAGCUAACAAUCUAACACGUAAAAUAUAUUUAUGGAAUCUGAAUUAAAGCUUUUGUCCGUAAAAAGUUAUGGUCGUCCGCUCCUGGGAAAAGCUUAAACUUAAAAGCUUAAACUUAAUUUUCUAUUUACUGCGAAUCCAAAGAAAGCUCUAACAGCUCUACAAGUCAGGUGGGCUUGCAGGGUUGAUUUCAGAAUUCUAUCAUUUUAGUCCGCAGCUGAAUCACUGGUUCAUCGCGAUGAUUUCCGUAACCUCUAUUUUAUCUUUUUUUAUUUAAUAAUUUCUCUUUAAUUAUCGCGAAAGAGAUUUUUAUUCAAACCUUUUUUAGGUUCAACCUAUCGGUUGAAAUUGUUUCUUUUCUGUCUUCUUUACCGGUAGCUUUGGACGAUUGCACAACAAAUUGCUCCCACUUUCUCCAUUGUGAGGCUCGUGAAGCACGUUACCACUGCGAGUGUCAGCCUGGGUUUUCAGGUCCACACUGCAAUAUCGACAUCGAUGAUUGCAGUUCCAAUCCCUGCGUCAAUGGAAAGUGUGUAGAUGGUGUAAACCGAUACGACUGUGAAUGCGAUAGCGGGUAUUAUGGCACUGACUGCAAGCAGAAGAUCAUCGAGGAAAAAGGUGAAUAUGCUCUCAAAGACACAAAACUGAACAGGUUUUCCGAAGUGAUUGUUGAAUAAAGAGUCGAUGAGAUCUUUUAGUCCGUCGAAUAAAGAUUAACAGUAUAUUCUGACUAGAAUUUAGACUAAAAUGGUUAAUGAAGGUAAAUAUUUGCUGAUAUCGUUCUGAAGUUUCACUAACACCAAACUUGCAGUAAGUGCGUUUAAGAAAGAAUUGCUGUUAAAUGAAUGGUGCUUCUGGGCAAUCUAUUUGAGUCCUACACAUUCCGCACAUUUCUCUGGAAAUAUAAACUUUAAAACAAAUUUCGCCCAUUUUCGUAGUUUGCCCAAAACUGGAGAAACCCAGGAAUGGUCAAACGAAGUGUCGAAAGCUAUCUGGAAAACUAUUGUGUAUCAUGUCUUGUGAUGAAGGACACGCAUUUAAUUCCGGGGCAAUUACAAUGUAUGGCUGUGGGCCAGAUACAGAAUGGAAAUGGAAUGGAAAAGAUGAUCUUGGGAUACCCUCUUGCACAAGUAAGAAAAGCGUUCUUUAAACUGUUUUUUAGAGUCAUGUGUUAUCUACAUUUACGCUGAAAUUCUUUUCUUGGUUAAGACCUAUCUAAUACCGAGAAAGCAAUUCCUUCAUUUCAUCAAACAAACAAGCUUCUUAUUUAUCUGACUAACUUGUUUGGCUGUUGCUAAUGAGCAAGCGAAUUCAGAUUAGGAAAAUAUCCAAGAGUCAGAUAAAUAAUUCUCUUAUUUGUUUUAACGAUGAUUACAGUCGAGAAAAUAUAAACUAUAAACAAUAAUAACGGUGAUAAUAAUAAUAAUGAAUUAAUAUCUUGUUAUAGUAAUGAUGAUUUGACAUGGUAAGGUAGCAUGUUUAUUGUGGUUUGCGUCUGAUAAAAUGAAUAAGACUUUCACAGAAAAUGAACUCAACGUCUUUCAUUGCGAAUUGCAAGAGAUGAGUUAACGAAUCGAUAUUCGACUCACUCUAACAACAUCACUUUUUUUUUCCUUUUAUCAUUUUCACACAGGUGAAGCUGCUCCCAAGGAAAUAGAACAUCACUUUUCUGUAAGGUUUAGUGGGAUUAAUUGUGGGAACAUAAAAACCCACAAGGAUUUACUGAAAGCUGUUAAAAAAGCUGUCAAUGAAACGCUUUCAACAAUCUCAGGAUGCCACGCUUGCCAAUUGACAAAGCUUACCGUUCCUGGAUGUGAAUUGGCGGAGGGGAAGAGGAAAAGGCGAGCAGACAGCUAUGCAAUGGAGGUUCUUUUCUCGUUGAUGGUGAGAGAAGCUCUUGGUAGUAACUCACUGAGCGAAGAUGUUCCAGAGAAGAGUGAAGCGGUCCUGUUUCAGAUGAAGUAUGCUGUUGCCACAGGACAAUUCAGGAUAAACGUGAAUGGAAUGAACAGUACCGCUGAGAGAUCUUCACUACAGCAUCUCUCCUCCAGUGUCACUUGCAGUGCAGGAUAUGUUACAAGCAGCAAUGGAAAAAGAUGUGGUGGGUGUUGCAUCUGCUUUGGUUAUAUCACUUUUCAGAUUAACUGGAUUAAAAAACUUACUGGUUAAGGAACUCGUGCUAUCCUCUCAACCAAUCAGUAUUGACGCCUAAACGUAAUCGUUACUUUAAGAGGCUGCGCUUUCCUUCGCUGGUGACCAGCCUCUUAUAGUUAAUUUCAUCCCUCGCUAGCUGUUUUGCUCUUAUUGGCUGUGAUGUUUUCCUUGUGAUAGCACUCUGCUGCGUGAAUACUUCGGAGGACUUUGCGAAUUCUUGGCUAUUCUUUUGAUUUUCAACAGUGGCAUGCCCAGUGGGAACGUAUUACGAUAAAAACGGCUUCAACUGUACGUUGUGUGGUAAAGGUAGUUAUCAGGACAAGGAAGGUCAGAACAGUUGCGAAAAGUGUGACCAAGGAAAAUCAACGGAUACUAAUGGAGCUGCUUCGAGUGAAGACUGUGUUAGAGGUAUGACCAGCUAAUAAAAUUUCGAAAGUCUUUUUCAAACAUAGAUAAUAGACUGCUAUAAAGAUAACAAUUAGAUCAGAAUAACUAUUGAUCAAACAUCACAUCGUUCUGCAGGGUUCAAUCAAUGAAUAUCAUUAACAGUUAAGAACCCACGCCUAAUCCAACAAGAACAUUGCGCGAUUAUUUUGCUUUUAACACAGUGAAGCUUUGUGGCAGUACAAGUCUUAGAGAAUACGAAUUUUACCUCGAUAAGCUUUCUAGAUCUCGUUUUCGUUCUGAAACGUCAACUAAAAAAAGGGAUAUGUUAUUGACAACCAUAAUGCUCAUGUUUGAAAUUGGAAAAUUCAGGGAAAAUUUUGUCACAUACAGACGAACUUUGCCAGAUGACUCGACAAUGAAACUGGGAAGGGUGCAAGUGACGUUCGUUCUGGCGAAAUAUUCUGAGAAAGAUUCCUUGAACGAUUCCAUCGUCAAUUUAUGUAACACACCCUCCAACAAAAAAUCUUUUACGAUAGCGUACAGUAUGUAAAGGGAAGCAUGAUUCUCUCCAUUCCUUCCAUUUUGAACAGUCUCAUCGCCAACACUAUAGUAGUCAAGUUGAUGAAAAUCUUGUUACCCUCUUCCUAGCCUCCCUUUAGCCGUAGUUGACAUGACUGUCUCUGUUGGUCAACAGAACCUAUCUCUAUCAAAGAAGAUACUGCCACUGGCGUCAUCGUCGGAGUUGUAGUUGCUGUGGUUAUUUCGGUUGCCUUUGCUGCAGCAGUUUUCUAUUAUUACCGCAGGUGCGUACUUCUCAAUAGACGAUGGCUCUUUGAAAUAUGCGUCUUUGGCUGGUGAAAUCACACGAGGAUAAAAUUAUGAAGAUAUUACACUAUUUUUUGGGAAAAAAAUGCUCGACAUAAAUUAUUUACUAUUACUACUCUAUAAUAAAUAGACCAAUCAAAUUGCCUUAAAAUGAAGAAAAAAAUUAAAACUAUCAACAAUCAGCCUACUACUGGAUCAAAAAGAAAUCAUUUAUACCAACUGAAAAAAUCCUGUAUUUGAGCGACUGAAAGGUGCGAUUUCAAAAUGGGUAUAAUAUGGUGGUAAUGGAUCUGAGUGAAGCGUAAUUUUGGUCUGAAAUAAUUGUGAUUUCAAAUGAAACUUUUUUUGCACACUCUUUUAAUUUUGAAAUGACGCACAAGAUUUAAGACGAAAUUGCACUCGACUUAGCUCAGAAACUAUCAUCUAUUUAAUUCUUAAUAGAUCGCCCCGUGCGUGUAGUGGCAAACCAAAAAGGGGAAGUGAAUCACGUAUGUUCGAGGACAGUACCCAAGAGGGAGUAUUUAACAAAGCAUUCGAGGCGAACUCCACAGAAGACAGAACUCGAGAUGAACAAGAAAUGCAAUCUCUAGGAAGUGAUUCCUCAAUGAUAUCAGGACAUACUUAUUGCGAGAUAUCUGAAGUAGGAACAUAUGAGAAUGCCAACAUCGGUCGUCAGAGGGACAAUCCAUCUCAACCUCCAACCUAUUGCAACCACGUUUCGCCUUAUGCUGUUAGUAGGAUCGUUUAAAUUACUUCCCUCCUCACUUCGAAGCACUUAAUUUGCUCUGAAAACUUGAUUAUCCAUGCAUAUGGCAUUAAAGACAACUAUCCAAUUAAAAGGUCUGAUUACAACUAUAGGAAAUAAUGAAGGAUUGCGACGCAAUAACUUGACGAAGUCUUCAUAGUCAUGAUAAGCUAACAGAAAGGUCUUCUGAGACAUUUAUGUCUGCGGCUAAAGCUGAGAUUACCAAUACAGUCAUUGUGGAAAAUAUUCAGUGCUCUAGAAAUUUUUUCGAUGACUAAGGCUGGUUAGCUUGAAAGCCCCACUGGGGCAAAAAUGGAUUUACUCAUGUUUGCAAACUGACCAAAUAUAUUGCAAAUUUAGAGCACCAAAUUUGAACUGAAUUUGCACUGGCGAGUAAAGUGGGUGCAAACUCGCACAUUUGCUUGAAUGGCAGUCGUCCUUUCAAGCCUCACCAUCUAUGUCUGAAGUGCAGGUGAAAAGCUACCUUAAAAAAAUAAGUUCAAGACAAAACAAAACAAAACAACUGGUGUGUCUUGGAACUUUUACUCAACUUAAAUUAAGGAUGUUUCAAAGAGGUUGAAAUGUUGGUUUAGCAACCUUAGAAGUAAAAAAGCGAUUAGAAAUUAUCCCAAAAUAAUCGGGCAUUUGCAUUUUUUUGAAACUAUGGGAAGCUUAAUAAAAUUUUAAUGCUGACGUUGGUUUCUUUUCUUUUUUUUUUAAAUGGGGUAUUUUGAAUUUCCUCACUUAAUUUUUGGAUGACAUAUUUAAUGUUUGACUCAAAAUACUGUUUGACUAUGUUUGUUUCUCACUAAAGGUCCCGGAUGAGGCAAAUCUUCUAGAAAAUCAAAUAGGUCCAAAUGACAGCAACGAAGGUGACUGUUUACCCAACGGGUUUGAAGUGAAAGGCAUAUUCGACAGUUCCGGCGGUGAGCUGAGCGCUACUCAUGACUCGGACGUGAAAAUAUGUAUUGGAAACGGCGCAAUACCGAUUGGAGUCAGCCAGGAAGUCUUCUACCGUGUGGUCUACGACGCAACAGAGCUGUUGCAGGAUAUCCCCGUUGGACCUGAUGAAACACUCAUUUCCCCCGUUAUUGAAUGCGGACCACACGAUAUCAGACUUUUGAAGCCUUUGGAGAUUAUAAUUCCACACUGCCUCUAUAUGAGCAAAGCUAAAGAGAAAUGGAUAACUGUCUACAGAACUGACCCAAGUAAUCGAAAAAUCCCUGGGCUGACUAUUUUCAGCUGAAUUCAAAGAAAAUACAUUUAAGAUUUAAGAUCUUGAGGACUCACACGUUUGUAAGCCUUACAUGUUCGGAUUUUGUGCAGGGCAUGGAGUUACAAAGAAGAUAAGAGCUUUCGGUUUCCAUCGCUGUGGCCCGGUUUCUAUUCGCUGACCUGGCGUCGCAUGUGGUUAAGUUUUUUGGUGCUUCUCCUCCACACUCCCAGAAGUUUUCUCUGUGUUUCUGAUUUUCCUUCUUUCGCAAAAACCAAGGCCCAAAUUUCGAUUCGACUUAACGUAACCCUAAUCUUGAGAGGAACCUCGUGGAUUUCCACUGCAGAGUAAUCCCUCUUAUUUAUUCUACCUGCAUAAUUUUUACUCCCUUCUCUUUCGGGUAGAUAGGAUUGAUCUUCUUUAUGCUGUUACUGUACUGACGAUUUUGUCAUCAAUGUUUGAUUGAAGGUCCCAUCAAGUGGGAGAAAAUCCCCAACAAAUCCAAAAGAAAUGAUCUGUCUAGAGCAUGGUUCACAGCAAAAGAGGACUCCAUUCACAUCAAUACCAUGACAUUCUGUUUCUGGUGCGUAUAUUUUCGUCGCGGGGCACCGAAAAGGAAAAGAGCCACAGUGUUUGCUAGUAAAUCAAAUUCUGGAGGUGAUCUCAUUCAAUUCAGAUUCUACAUUUACAGUGACAACAAGGAUUCACUGAGGGUAAGUUAUCGUUUAAGUAAGAUUUUCUUUUGUUUGAAUGCAAGGCAUCCACCAAAUGCAACCGACUGUGUCAAUCAGUUGUUUUAGAUAGAAGUGUUCUUUCUAGUAUUUUACCCACGUACAGUGUGGCAAUGAGGCAUUUCCACUGAUAACUGGCUUGAACUUGCACUACUCAUGAUUCAAUAUCAUAUCGCGUCAUAUCAUGAUCAUUGGUUCAUUGGCUCAUUCAUGUAAUUCUUUAAAGUAAUGUACGAGGGCACUACCAUGGUUGCUUUACAUCAAAUCGCCAUCUUCGAUACAAAUCUUGACAUAUGAUUGGUUGUUCUUUACCACAAGAUACAUAUUCCUCCUCUCUGAUUAGAUAUGAACCAUAUUUGCUUCCCUGCAUUCAUAUAUUUAUUCCCAUGCUUAUGUGCUCGACCAUUAUAUCACUGAAAAGUAAGUUUGCGACUCAGUUCUGACGUUCUACAGUUAGAUGAAAGCACGAGUAUGUACAUAGUAGUCUAUUAGCCUCUUAUUGCUUGUUCUUAACCUACUCUCAUGGAAAUGAAGCGACAAGGAGUGUUGUUACUCCUGUUGUGCGGAUGCAACUCAAUUGUAAGCAUCUACCCAGCAAUUUAUAAAUUUGCCGGUGUUACAAUGUGCUGUCACCCAGUCAUAUUCCUUUAUUUGGUAAGUGAGUUGCAUUUGUCUGACAAAAUAUUAAAAAUAAGGUUUCGUCUAAAAAUUCAAAGUAUGAUGCCCUUUCAUCUAGUCACUCUUGUUAUUGCACGAUGUACCACCUAGCUGAUCCAUAUUUUUUGCCUUUACAAGCGAGUGGAGACGCAAGAUAAAGAGGUGUUUCCUCACUCAUGGAAAGGAAUGGAGAAACCCUUCAAAAUGUACAACAACAGCAAAAAGAUAACCGUUAAACUUUUGCCAGAUCCUAAGAAGGGUUGGGAAUUAGACGAGACACCUGGUGAGCAGGUGAGGAAAUCAACAUGGGGCUGGGCUCAGUCGUGAGUUACAAUAAAACAUUUUUGUCUCUGAUAAUCUGAAUUGAGCUUAAAAGGCCCUUGGUAGUUGGUCGACGAUCUUCCACUCAAUAUACAUUGCAUGCAGUAAGAAACUCCUGAGUUGUCGAUUAUGUGGCCUUCUGAUUACCUCUGAAAGUAGCUGUCUCAACAAUGCACUUUAAAGGACCUCUUAUUCUUUGUGAAUUUUUAUUGAAAGCGUUUUACUCCCGAUUGAUACAAUGUAUUUCUCAAUCUGUCAUUCGUUGUAGGUGUACACCUGCGAUGAUUCCCACGGCGGUAGAUUUCGAUGUAAAGAUGCGUGUGUUUUUGCAGUUGAACCAAUGAAAGGUCGAGAAGUAAAACCGUUUACUUGUAAUCUAACGUUCCAACAAGAGGGCCAUGAAACAGCACAUACAAUCUACGUGAACCCUGGUUAUCCGCUUGUGGAGGUAAUACUGUAUGUAGCUGACACGAUCUGAUUUCGAAUAAAGUCAGUAAGAUAGGUCACAGUCGUCUUUGAAAAUAAAAAGAGGAAAAAACGAACAAGAAAAGACAAAACAUAAAAUCAAACCAAAUUUGAUGUAGCUUUCAGCUCAACUUUUUUUCUGUAAAGUUACAAUCGCCACUAAUAAUAAUUACCAAAUACCUUAUUCACACUCAAUCUUAAUUUCGCGUUCUUCGUGAUUAUAAAAGAUCGCGAAAUUGAAGACUCGGGAAUGAAAAUGCUUUUGUGUAAUGUUAAUGUUAAUCAUCUUCACGUGAAUCGCAAAAUUUAUACAAAUUCUUGAAAACAUCUUUCAUGCAGUCCUCAAAAUUGCCAUUAACUCGUCUCUUGUAGUUCUCAUUCAUAACUUUCAUGUAAUAUUUUAACAUUUGUUCCAGUUUAUCUAGGAAUUUUGAAAAUUAAAACGCUUGAAUCGCGAAAUUCAAUGUCCUAUUUUCAUAUUUUCCUAUUGAUAUCGAAAAUAAAUCCCUGCGAAAUACUGUCUCGCCGAAAUUUGCGAAAUCAUAUACGCGUAAAUUAAGUACGAAUAAGGUAUACAAAACUGUAAUUUUAGUCUAAAACAGUUUUUUUGUUUUACCGAUAACCGUUUUGAAUAUUAAAAUUGAUGAUUUAGAUAUAUUAAAAUUCAUAUAUUUGCACUGCGGUGGAGAGAUGAAAUUACGAGAUCCUCGCAGCUAAGAACACUACUGCCAGUAUCGCAGAGGUCAUGGGUUCAAAUCCCGUACGGGCCUGAAUUUUUUUCAGGUCCUAUUUACAACUACUCGUUUCAGUAGUGUUCUUAGCUGCGAGGAUCUCUUAAUAUUAAAAUUGUUUAAUUCAGUAUUCAUGGACAUGAUUUUCCGGUAUCCGAGCGAUUCUACAACUUUAACUUGCUCUUUUUAGGGGUCGAUCGAGCCGGCAAAUGCUCGUGCGCACUCCAACAGCGCAGCUGGAUGUUCGACUUCCUCAGCUCCAGAAGAAAGUGACAGGAGCAACAUAGACGAACAACCAAAAACUCCUCAAGGUAUCUUCGUCAUCGUCAACGCAGCUAUAGUAACUAUCAUGAGAAGCUGUGGUUAAAUCUAUAAGAUAACACCUCCUACGAAUAAGCUUGUCUUUGUCUUGUUGCCAGAGUAGUCGGGCUUUUCUCUCAAGAACUUGAUUCACGCUUUUAAACUCUCUGUUACGAAUAAUCAAGUGUUUGUGCUCUUUCUCCUUUGUUGGGGGUCUUUGCUUUUUGCGUUCUUCCUCAAACUCAGCGUGGUUAGUUUCUCUUCACUCGUCCGCCAUUUUGUUUGGUUGUGCUUUCGCGACUUUCUUGUUAAUCAAUUCAAAGUUUCGCACUCAAUUUCAAUUUUCUGCAAUGUGUGGUGUUAAUUCACGUGUUCUUGGCUUGUCAGUAUGCUGAAAUUUUUUCAUGUAUAGAAUAAAUAGAGUAAAUACAGUUUGAUAUUGGCAAAUUGACAAACUGUUCUGAUUCCAUUUGUGAACGUUUUAGGUUUGAAUAAAUCACAGUUGGUGAAUUUUCCACGUCAAAGAUAUGGAAAAAGUGACGGUCUCGAGGUGACCUUAUCUACUCUUAGACGCAGCAAAAGUGCAUCUGGGUGCUCGAAGUCCCCAACAUCAGAAGAAGGUGACAGGGGCAACUUAGACGAACAAUCAAAAACUCGUCAAGGUAUUUUAGUCAUCUUUAUCGCCAUCAUGGUAGCUAUGCCUACUAUCAUGAAAAACUGUCACUUAAAUCUUUUAAUAAUUAUACCAUCUCCUUCGAAUAAUCUUUCCCCUCACCAGAUAAACAUUUAAUUUUCCACACGUUGACGUCAUCUUAUGAUGAUCUAUUACUAUGCAGACUCACGGCAACAUGGAAGAUAUUUGUUCUGUAUGAUGAAAAAGUAUAGUGUCGCUUGUGGUGACUUUAUCUAUGCGUCUUUCCUGCGAUUGAACAAAAUUAAAGAACCUAUCAAAAUGCAUAAAUAAUUAAGAUUAUAACAUAACAAUCUGCUACUUCUAUUAUUGCGGUGCAGUGUAAGCACAUUAAAUAUUAAGUAUCUUCAAAUUCUCUCUUUGUUUUAGACUCGAAGCCCCUUAGCAGCUUGCUGGAAAUUAGGCCAUUACUUGAGAAAAUAUGUAACCGUCUGGACUCAAGUAGGCCGGGUGUUGGUGACUAUCGCGAUGUUUGUUCCCACUAUGGUAUCGACAGUUUUCAAGUGACCGCAGUUUACGAAAAGCACACUGACGGACCGUCAAAAGCCCUCUUGGAACACUUAGCAGCUUCACACGAACAGCUAACAGUUGCCGAGUUUGAAAGUGUGUUGAGAAAAAUUGCCGGGAGAAGUGACAUUGCCAAGCUUUUAGAAGAAUAUGAUAAUCAGUAAAAAACAUUUUAAAGAGGUCAGCGUUGUUUUGAAGUAGUUUUCAUAGAAUUUUGAAGUGAGUAAAAUUCUUAAAAAGAAACGUCAAUUGAUAGCACGUUCGUCACAAAAAAUAAUUCCAUAGUGUAGUAAAUUUGGUAUAAAGAGUUUAAACCGACUUUGUUUUGAUGCGUUUGCUUUAAUUAAACAAGUGCCUCGAGAGGUAAAGAGGGCAUCCUACUUUGUAAACAGGAGUUAUAAAUGCCUUGUUCUAUGUUUUUUUUUUUAAUACCAAAUUAAUUCUAUAUUCUUUUCUAGGUCUCGUAUUGCACUGAUUUAAUCAGUUUUCAAAUGGUCAUUUUGCUCCAAAUAAAAUGUUAUUAUGGGAAUUUCAGUUUUAGGCAUUAUAUAUAGUCACUGUUAGUGCGCACGGCAUCUACUUUGUAAACGUUUAGGACAGCAGUUAUAUUCAUUUGAUCAUGGUAGUCUUGCCACAGGCAGACCAAACUCGUGUUAUAUACCAUCGUUUGCCGGCAUCUUUUGGCCAGCUCUUUGCGCCUUUGAUUUUAAUAAUUUCUAACGAAUACAAGAAUGGUACAAAGAUAAAUAGAAGUCAUAACAAUAAAUUAGAGAGGUCAAUAAAUUAUUGAGGUUACUUAGAUUAUCAUCUACAUCCGUCAAGAGAUUGAGAUGGCGUAUUCAGCACCAAGGUAUACCAUGCAGUUGGUCAGUCCUUGGUGUUUAAUUCAUACUGAUAUUCCCAAGUAUCAGCUCUUUAUACGUCAUAAGUAUUAAAUUUUUCUUUGGUUUUUUUAUUUGUUUGUUUGUUAUUAAAAUAAAUUUUGACCACUUCUGAUGUCGAACACAUAUGCAAAUCAGUUUGAAAUAUAUAGAGGGGUUAAGUUUCUAAAGGAACUGUGGUGCUGCGUCGGUGAAAGAGUAUAACAGGGUAAUUUAAUAUUAUUAGCUGAGUUUAUAACAUAAUUUGGCCAC